Messenger RNA from Drosophila eugracilis, 2049 nucleotides. It is a transcript of the gene Dus3, whose product is annotated as tRNA-dihydrouridine(47) synthase [NAD(P)(+)]-like. Gene Ontology annotation, biological process: tRNA processing. The transcript has 4 exons. Gene Ontology annotation, molecular function: metal ion binding; flavin adenine dinucleotide binding; RNA binding. The coding region runs from base 65 to 1909 and encodes 614 amino acids. The record is from RefSeq and is a predicted model, not a curated record. NCBI's taxonomy places the organism in Eukaryota, Metazoa, Arthropoda, Insecta, Diptera, Drosophilidae.
AGCUGAUUGAUAAAAACAAUGAAGAAGAAGAAGCCGACCAACACGUGCGAUUGUUUAUUGUGAAAUGGAACCGGGAAUUUGCUAUAUAAAACCAGAAUACCUGGUAUCUGAAAUCAAUGAGGCAGCUAACACCGAAAACAACGAGACGAACAAAAGAAAACGAGAGGAUGGCGAAGAAAUAGAAGCCGGUGGAAAAAAGAAAUGGGAUAAAAAGGAACGCAAGCGUGGACAAAACAAAAAUCGCCCAGUGUUCAAGGACGAGCGCUAUUCGCACCUGUGUCACUCGCUGAUUGAUGGAACAGGUGGACAACCGUGUUCCCUGCCAAAUUGUCGCUAUGUGCACGAUCUAGAUUCCUUCCUAGCCGCCAAGGGAGAGGAUCUCGGACCGGAAUGUUAUGUGUACACCACCAAGGGAUAUUGUGCCCGUGGAGUAAGUUGUCGCUUCGCAAAGGCCCACACUAAUGAGCUGGGCAGAAACCUUAAAAGGGAGGACUACGACGAAAAGGCUCCACCGACAACGUGUAAUGGGGUUAGUUCAGAACUCCAAGUGCGUCUUCGAAAACAUGAAUACGAUUUUAGUCGCAGCAAGGAGCUCAUUAAGCUCGCGGAGAAACUACGAGAUGCCCGGAAGCAAAACGAGCAAAAGGAAAAGAACGGGAAACAGGAACAGUCUGUUGAGACGGUAAACUCAAGCUCAGAGACGAUAAACUCAAGCUCUACUGACAACAAAGACAAACUUGAGAAGGAAAAACAAGAGGAAGUCAAGGAAGCGAGUUCCCAAGCUCCCACUCUCACUGGUUGCGCAAUUGUUGACUUCCCUACCGGCAGAGAUGCUGACCAAAAGCCAGCCGUUGAUUUCCGUGAGAAACUCGUCCUGUCGCCACUCACAACUUUGGGCAACCUGCCCUUUCGAAGAAUAUGUAAGGAGUUCGGUGCUGACAUCACAUGUGGCGAGAUGGCCUGUGCUCAGCCUCUACUGAAGGGUAUGGGUCAGGAAUGGGCUCUAACGAAGCGCCAUCAGAGCGAAGAUGUUUUCGGAGUACAAUUGUGCGGGAAUAAUCCCAACAUGAUUAACCAAGCGGCUCAGGUUAUUUAUGAGACUGCCCAGGUGGAUUUCAUAGAUCUCAACAUUGGCUGCCCGAUAGAUCUUAUUUACCAGCAGGGCGGCGGUAGUGCCCUAAUGCGAAGAACAAACAUCUUGGAGCUGACUGUGCGUAGCUGUGCCGCCUUGUCCAAUCGCUUACCUUUCACCGUGAAGAUGCGCACUGGCAUAUAUGCUGACAAGAGUGUGGCGCACGAACUCCUGCCUCUGGUCGAAGAGUGGGGCGCCUCAGCAGUGACCCUUCACGGGCGAUCCAGGGAGCAGCGCUACACCAAGCAUGCCAACUGGAUUUACAUCGAGGAGUGCGCCGCAAAGGCUAAACGGAUGCCGGUGAUCGGUAACGGAGACAUACUUAGCUAUGAGGAUUACGUGGAAAGAAGGAGUUUGGCGCCGCAUGUUAGUUCAGUGAUGAUUGGACGUGGAGCGUUAAUAAAGCCCUGGAUAUUCCAAGAGAUCAAGGAGAAACAAGCCUGGUCACCUUCGUCUGGUCAACGGUACGAAAUUUUGCAAAAGUUUUGCAACUACGGAUUGGAGCAUUGGGGCUCGGACACUAAGGGUGUCGAAACCACACGCCGAUUCCUUCUUGAAUGGCAGUCCUUCUUGUACCGAUACAUACCCGAGGCCUUACAGACGGCUCCGCCGCAAAAGAUCAACGCUCGACCGCAGAAAUAUCGAGGACGCGAUGAAAUGGAGACCCUCAUGAGUUCUGGCAACGCAGCUGACUGGGUGAAGCUAAGCGAGUCGCUUCUGGGACGAGUGCCAGAUGGCUUUAGCUUUGUGCCAAAGCACAAGGCGAACGCGUUUUAGAAUCAUAUUUUACAUAAUGUUUGUUUGAAAGUGAACCUACCUAUACCUAGAGUAUAGCGUCAUCCACAUUUUUAGCUGUAACAUUUCUAUAGCGAUUAAAAGUUGUAGUAAUUACAAAUAAAUAAUUCAUAAAAGUUAAA